This is a messenger RNA of Rotaria sp. Silwood1, 354 nucleotides long. NCBI's taxonomy places the organism in Eukaryota, Metazoa, Rotifera, Eurotatoria, Philodinida, Philodinidae. The record is from the annotation of a GenBank genome assembly.
AUGAAUGAAACAGUUGAUAGCAUUUCAAUACCAGCUAUAUGCCAUAAUUGUCAGACAAGUUAUGGUUUGAGUUCAGCUGAUCGACGUUCUAUCAUUGUUAUGGUUGUUCUUACUGGUGUGGCAUUAAUAUUAUGUUAUAUAGGUGUACUAUGGUUUGCUAUUCGUACACGUUUUAUUCCCGAUGAAGAAUCGCUCAUUGCGCUGGAGCAUAUGCAUAAAAAUCUGGCGUUUAAUGAUGAUGUAAAAAAUGAGGAUAAAGAGGAAAAUGUACAGAGUAUGGUUAAUACAACAGCAGUGACGACAGCAUCACAACCAGCUCUGAUUGAAUUGGAAAACCAGAACGAGCGAUUUUGA